AUGGCUGAUGAGGACUCAUCCGACUUCACCUUCUGCAAGGUUAGUUCUGCAGAAAAUGACGGUCAACCAGAAUCUCCUAAAGCCAUUCCUGUAGAAAGUAUGACACUCGAGGAUGUUCGUGUUGAUAGUGCAAAUACUUCAAAGAACAAUGGCGUGGAAACUGUUGACUCAGAAAAAGAUAGGUCUGGUAACAAUGUCAGUGUUUCAACAAAAGACAAUAACAUGAAAGCACCAGUUACACAGACAAGUGGUGGAGCAGAAUCAAAUGUGCCAUUACAGGCAAAGCGUUCAUCGAAGAAACCCGCAGCACGGGCAAAGGUUCCUUUUGAGAAAGGCUAUAGUCAAAUGGAUUGGCUAAAGCUGACACAAACACAUCCUGAUCUAGCUGGGCUUAAGGGGCAGUCAAACCGAAGGUUAAUUUCUUUGGAAGAGGUUAAGCAGCACAAAGCAGGAGAUUGUAUUUGGACAGUUCUCAAAGGCCGCGUGUACAACAUUGCUCCAUACAUGAAAUUUCAUCCUGGAGGUGUUGAUAUGCUUAUGAAAGCCGCUGGGAAAGACUGCACUGCUUUGUUCAAGUUCCUCUUGGAGAAGUGCCUUGUUGGAUUCCUUGAUCCCAACGAGUAG
Molecule: messenger RNA, 624 nt
Organism: Miscanthus lutarioriparius
Lineage: Eukaryota; Viridiplantae; Streptophyta; Magnoliopsida; Poales; Poaceae
Source: the annotation of a GenBank genome assembly